Molecule: messenger RNA, 581 nt
Organism: Xiphias gladius (swordfish)
Lineage: Eukaryota; Metazoa; Chordata; Actinopteri; Istiophoriformes; Xiphiidae
Gene: tmem14ca
Product: transmembrane protein 14Ca
Exons: 5
Coding region: 129-452 (107 amino acids)
Biological process (GO): regulation of heme biosynthetic process
Cellular component (GO): mitochondrial membrane
Source: RefSeq, a predicted model, not a curated record
GAACUAAGGCCUACAUUUCCCAUCGGGCACCCUGCCGGAUGAAAUGUGUACCAACAAAUCGUGCUCACCGGAGAACAGGCUGCAGUUCGUAGUGACAGAGGACAAACAGAAUAAGCAAGGUGUCUAACAUGUCUGUGGAUUGGAUAGGAUAUGGAUACGCAGCCCUCGUCGCAUCCGGCGGAGUCAUUGGUUACGUGAAAGCAGGCAGCGUCCCUUCCCUGGCUGCAGGUCUUGUCUUUGGGGGCCUUGCAGGUUUUGGUGCCUACCAGAUUUCCAAUGACCCCAAUAAUGUUUGGGUGUCCCUCGCUACAUCAGGAGCUCUAACUGGCAUAAUGGGAAAGAGGUUCUGUGGAUCCAGGAAGUUCCUGCCAGCUGGCUUGAUGGCUGGAGCAAGUCUUCUGAUGGUUGGGAAGCUUGGUGUGGCAUUUUUCCAGAAACCCCAGGAGACCUGAUGGAAGAUUUUGAUGAGUAUCCCAUAUUCUGUACCAGGUGUAGCCUGUCGCUUGUCAUUUACUGUUGAAUGUUAAUGUCAUUUUUGAAAGGAUGAGGACUAAAUAUAGUACCUUGUUUAUAUAAUAGGA